Molecule: messenger RNA, 360 nt
Organism: Diutina rugosa
Lineage: Eukaryota; Fungi; Ascomycota; Pichiomycetes; Serinales; Debaryomycetaceae
Exons: 1
Coding region: 1-360 (119 amino acids)
Source: RefSeq, a predicted model, not a curated record
AUGUUCUCGAAUAACGUCACCGCGGUGCUGCUGCUCUGUACGUCGCCGGAAGCGCCCGCGGGCCACCAGGCGCUCGGCUUGGUGCUGAUCGACGACGACGGCCACAUUGCCAAGCGCCUGCGCUCGGCGACGCCCCACUACCCCGGCCAGUUUAUGUUCUCGCCACUCGAGACGCCGUUGCGCACCCCCGCUGAGCUGCCUGAUCUCCCGACCCUGCUCCCCCCGGUGGGGUUGAUGGGGCCAGUGACGUUGCCGCCGAUCAAGCACACCCCCGUGGCCCCAGCGCCGGCAGCUGUGGCGCCAGCGCUGGCGGCGCCGGCCGACACCAAGAAGAUGAACGUGCUGAACUUGCUUUCUUAA